UCCUGCUUCACUAGGAUUUAUUCUUAAAUGUGUGGAUUGCUGUGGGGCAACCAACCUUAAAAUCGUGAUGCGCGAAUUGAUAGGCGCUUUGCCGAAAAUUGCUUCCAUGUCGGAUCUGCGUCCCAUCUGCGCGCUUUGCGUUGUUGAAGACAUCGGAAAAUGCCCCACGGGAUUCAUUCCUAUUCGAUAUACAGCGGACAGUAACGGAGACGCCGAUUUAUGGAGAGAGAAUUCGUUCUUCUCCCGUCGGAAAACUCGAUAUCUAUGCUUCUUCCGCGUACCAGCUGAAACGGAACCGUCUUACAUCGUUGAAUCAAUCACGGUGAUCCAAGAAGGAGGAAAACCUCCGUGUGGUUAUACUGCUCUGCUCAAUACGAAGGACACAGCUCAGCGGGCGCUGAAAAGAAAGCAGAUAUGUUACAAACUGGUGAAAUACUCUGAAGCAGUUCAGGCAGUCUUUGACGUAGCACUUAUGUCUGCGAACAAGUGUCUGGAUGGCUUUUCCCUGGCAGGUGAAAUCGACGGAAUCUUCGUGUUCUACAAAAUGGGAUGCGCUAGAUUGUCUCCUGGUGCCAAAUUACCGUACAAUUUGUCCACGUCUAAACUGAAUGUGUACCCGUGUUUACCUGGACAACUGGAAGCCGUGACUCCGACUAGAAAGGCCCCUGCAGUCCCGCCACGACCCACGCAGGAAGAGAGAUAUGAAAAUCUCAGAUCCAACAGCAUCGCCGUUGCGAACGAAAGUUCGCAUCAAGGGCUUGAAGGAGUGGAGUUCGAGCUGAAUCGUCGUUUGAACUUUCUGAAUGGAUCUCGAUCUACCUACUUGCCGGAGAUCAGUCUUUUCACGGAAGCUACGUGGAUGAAGGAUGAAUUCAGAUACGAUUUCCGAACCGAAAAGGACGUGAAUUCCGCUGGAUUCUACACGAUUCGUCGAUAA
Messenger RNA from Notodromas monacha, 937 nucleotides. The record is from the annotation of a GenBank genome assembly. Lineage: Eukaryota; Metazoa; Arthropoda; Ostracoda; Podocopida; Cyprididae.